AUGAACCGGCCAGCGCCUGGAGCCAUAACGGCCGAGUCCGAGCCUCGCAAACGCCGUCGACCCGCCAAAUCAUGCGAGCAGUGUCGCCAACGCAAAGUUCGUUGUGACCGCAACGUCCCCUGUGGGCCUUGCAGGCGCUCUCGUUCCUCAGUGGACUGUUCAUAUCGGCAGGCGCUCCGUUCUCCGUGUCCAAUUGCGGUCGACCCGACUGCUUUGCCUGCGACGCAACAGGGGACUUCCACCACUAACUUGGACCCGGCUGAUCAUAUUAUUCCUGAGGUUCAUCGACAGGAUCUGACGGAAAUUGUAGCUACGUCAUCCACUUAUCGCUCUGAAGCCAGGAACGCAGUUCAUGGACCUGCUAGCACUCGGGAACCGCCUAGUCCUUCGCAGCAUGGCUCGUCAGUCCGUCACCUUCAGGAACGCUUGCAACGCCUAGAGGAGCAGCUGGCAGAUCCAGCUGCAGGGGCAGAUCAAUCUCUGGAACGAACUCUGCGGGAUCUGUGUGGUAAGGUUUCAAGAUUGGAGGAACGAUUGUCUCAGUCCGUGCAUUCUACCCCGGGAAGGGAGCCGGGACGAGAAGAGCAUGGAAGAGGUGCGCAGGAGCCAGAUUUGCCUUCGACACCCCUGCGGCUGCAUGCGAAAGUGCGAAAGAUGAAGCUUUUUGGUCCGACUCAUCAUGUCUACACUUUGGAUAAGCUUCAAAUGCUCGGCUCCCUCACCGGAAAGGAACCGCAGUCUCUAUAUCCCGAGCGUAAGGUUGAACUGGCGAAUCUUAUCAAGGAGUGUCGGAACCUGCGCAAAUCGGUCAAGAAAGAACAGUCUCUGAAGACAAAUGAUCCUGUGUCGGACCUGCGCAACUCGAUCCCCGCAAGAGAUGUGUGCGACGAAUUGGUACGCUGCUACAUGGACACUUUCGAGCCUGUGUACAGAGUCCUCCACUUGCCAACUUUCGGGAAGGAAUAUCAGCGGUUCUGGGAGGAACCUUCGGCCAAAGUCACGCCUUUUCUUAUCAAGUUGACCCUGGUGCUCGCUAUCGGCAUUACGUUUCAUCCGCGGCGAGGCAGGGCAGGUGCGGAACAUGAUACGCAGCUGGUUCAGUCCUGGAUUUACGCGGCUCAGUGGUGGCUCGUUGGACCUACAGAACGAUUAACAUCCAGCUUAGAAGGUAUUCAGGCUUUUUGUCUUCUGCUUCUUGCUCGUCAGAUGGGGGCUCUGGGGCCCUCUAAUUGGCUGUCUCCAGGGUCUCUCCUGCAGGCAGCCACAGCGAUGGGCUUGCAUCUGGACUCUGCCAGUUUUCCCACCCUGCCGCCUUAUAUGGCAGAGAUGCGCGCGCGCUUAUGGACGACCGUCCUAGAGCUCACAAUCCAAUGCUCCCUGGACACCGCGGUGCCACUCAUCAUUCCCUCUUCAUCCGAUAGCAAACCACCUGGCAACCUUUAUGACAAAGACCUCGAUCCCGACAUGAAACAAGCAACCACCGCCCGACCCAUGUCCGAACUCACAGACUCCUCCAUCCAGCUACUUCUGCAUGAAUCAUUCCCUCUCCGCGCUGAAGCUGUCAACCUCAUCCAUGACCGCUCUAAGCUCACGUAUGCCAAAGCCAUUGAGUUGGGCAAUACCCUCCGAGAUACCUGCCAAACCGUUGCCGCUUUUUUUGCCUCCCAUACCCCGUCUCCCACGACGCCUCAACACCAACACCAGCAUCAAUACACAAAUGGCGACCUUCGCCCAACGUCUUUCCACCGUAAGUUUCUCGACAUGAUACUCCGCCGGUACAUUCUUCUCCUUCACCUUCCCUUCAUGCGCCAGGCCGCCACCAACCCACAAUACCACUUCUCACGUAAGGUCUGCCUGGAAUCCGCCAUGAUCAUCGCCUCUUAUGCAAAUACCCUCACCCUUCCUGCCACUGCCGACCUUGAUGAUUUCGCCCGACUCCUCAUCGCGGGCCGUGGCUCUUUCCGCGGGCCUCUGAGUUUGGAACUCUUUUCAAUCCUCGGACUAGAAGUUAUCACUCAACUCGAAGAAUCCCCUCCUUCCCCCUUUUCUUCAGGGACGACAAAUCCCUUAGACGAGCUUGCUCGUGCAACCAGGGCUCCCCUGAUCAAAAGCCUGGAGCACAUCCGCGACCAGAUUUUUCAGGUAAUCCGCCUCGGUACACCGAGUCUCAAACGGUGUAUUAUUCUCUCGGCAAUGUUGGCGCAGAUCCGCGCCAUGGAGAUGGGUGAGCCUGUCCAAGAGGCGGUCGGCGAGUCGCUCGUACUGAGCCUGAGGGAUUGUUAUGCUGCAUUGCAGGAUUCCGCGGCCAAGUCGCAGUGCGAGGUGGAGGUUGCAGCCAUGGCGACGGGGUCGAGUUUGGAGAGUCCGACCGGGUUAACGGGGGUUGGGUUCGGUGCCGUAAGUUUGUGUCCUUCGCUCCUGAAGGGGCUACUGGCAAUCAACUGA
This is a messenger RNA of Aspergillus homomorphus CBS 101889, 2445 nucleotides long. RefSeq lists its product as uncharacterized. The coding region runs from base 1 to 2445 and encodes 814 amino acids. Lineage: Eukaryota; Fungi; Ascomycota; Eurotiomycetes; Eurotiales; Aspergillaceae. Gene Ontology annotation, molecular function: DNA-binding transcription activator activity, RNA polymerase II-specific; RNA polymerase II cis-regulatory region sequence-specific DNA binding; zinc ion binding. The transcript is spliced from 2 exons. The record is from RefSeq and is a predicted model, not a curated record. Gene Ontology annotation, cellular component: nucleus. Gene Ontology annotation, biological process: DNA-templated transcription; regulation of transcription by RNA polymerase II.